Molecule: messenger RNA, 583 nt
Organism: Ochlerotatus camptorhynchus
Lineage: Eukaryota; Metazoa; Arthropoda; Insecta; Diptera; Culicidae
Product: DNA-directed RNA polymerase II subunit RPB9
Exons: 3
Coding region: 69-455 (128 amino acids)
Biological process (GO): transcription-coupled nucleotide-excision repair; transcription initiation at RNA polymerase II promoter; maintenance of transcriptional fidelity during transcription elongation by RNA polymerase II
Cellular component (GO): RNA polymerase II, core complex
Molecular function (GO): nucleic acid binding; zinc ion binding; DNA-directed RNA polymerase activity
Source: RefSeq, a predicted model, not a curated record
GUGAUUGGAUCUUUCCCAGUAAUUUCUUCCAAUAAAAUCAGAUUUUCUUAUUAAAAUAUUGAUCCAAAAUGGCAUUUGAUGCUCCUGCCCACGACGAUGGACCCGGGUUCGUUGGCAUUCGUUUCUGUCAGGAAUGCAACAACAUGUUAUACCCGAAGGAAGACAAAGAAAACAAAGUGCUGCUGUACGCCUGCCGAAACUGCGACUACAAACAGGAAGCCGAUUCGAACUGCAUCUACGUGAACAAAAUUAUGCACGAAAUUGACGAACUGACCCACAUCGUACCGGACGUGAUAUCUGAUCCGACGCUGCCCCGAACGGAGGAACACGCCUGUCCCAAAUGUACCCACCGCGAGGCGGUAUUCUUUCAGGCACAGACACGACGAGCUGAAGAGGAAAUGAGACUGUACUACGUUUGUACGAAUCCGGGUUGUUGCCACCGUUGGACCGAGUAAGCGGUGGUCGGUCAGAACGAGGCGGCUGGACGUGGACGAGGUACAUUCAUCUGGAGUAUUUAAUUGUCAUGUAGUUCGAUUAUUGGAACGGUUAAAAACUUCGGCUGAUGGCCGAUAAGGGAUCAGGC